Salvia hispanica is the source of this 2389-nucleotide messenger RNA. RefSeq names its product putative galactinol--sucrose galactosyltransferase 2. The record is from RefSeq and is a predicted model, not a curated record. NCBI's taxonomy places the organism in Eukaryota, Viridiplantae, Streptophyta, Magnoliopsida, Lamiales, Lamiaceae.
UGUAAGUUUGUUACAAAAGUUAGUUAGAAGAGAGAAACAACGCAGAAUCCUUUGUGAAAAAUGACGAUCACAGCAGUUCCGGUCGUUAAGAAUGGCUGCCUCAUGGUGAGAGGCAAGGUUGUCUUAACUGGAGUGCCAGACAACGUUGUCGUCACACCAGCAAGCUCGGGUGCGGCCUUUGUGGGGGCCAAGGCCCCCACCUCAAGCUCUUGCCAUGUCAUCAAUCUUGGGAUUCUUGAGGAUUGCAAGUUUAUGUGUUUGUUUAUAGCGAAGAUUUGGUGGAUGAUACCGCGGGUUGGGAGAUCAGCAAGUGAGAUUCCAAUGGAGACUCAGAUGCUUCUGUUGGAGGUAGGGGAGGAUUCAGUGCUAGGCGUGGUGGAGGACGAAGCUCCUGCAACGGGGCAGAGAUUCUACGUGCUCGUGCUGGCUGUUCUGGACGGAGCCUUUAGGACUACUUUGCAGGGGACUGCAUUGAAUGAGCUUCAAUUCUGCUACCAAAGUGGUGAUGCUGGUGUUGAAACUGCACAAGCAAUGGAGGGAGUGUUUGUUAACUCAGGGGAUAAUCCUUUUGAAUUGAUCAAGGAUUCAAUCAAGAUUCUGUCCAAACACAAGGGUACAUUCACUCAUCUAGAAAACAAGAAGGCUCCCGCGCAUUUGGAUUGGUUCGGCUGGUGCACUUGGGAUGCAUUCUAUACAGAAGUCAGCCCAAAAGGGAUCAAAGAUGGCCUUGAGAGUUUCAAAGAAGGAGGGAUUUCUCCGAAGUUCUUGAUCAUAGAUGACGGGUGGCAGGAAACAGUCAACGAGUUCCAAAAAGAAGGAGAAUCUCGGAUUGAAGGAACACAGUUUGCAACAAGAUUGACAGAUAUUAAAGAGAACAACAAAUUCUGUUCAGAAGCAGAUGGUUCGAGCACGAACUUGAAAGAACUGAUUCAUUACAUCAAAGAGAAUUAUGGACUAAAGUAUGUGUACAUGUGGCAUGCCUUAGCCGGUUACUGGGGUGGAGUUCUUGAAUCAUCUGAGGCUCUGAAAAAGUACAACCCUAAGCUUGAAUACCCAGUUCUGUCUCAGGGAAACAUCGGUAACAUAAGAGACAUAGCCCUCGACAGCUUGGAGAAGUACGGUGUGGGAGUAAUCGAUCCCGACAAGGUUUUCGACUUCUACAACGAUAUGCACAGCUACCUUGCCAGUAGCGGUGUGGAUGGUGUCAAGGUUGAUGUUCAGAAUUUGUUGGAGACAUUAGGAUCCGGAUAUGGUGGCCGUGUCUCAAUCACUAAACAGUAUCAUGAAGCUCUUGAUGAGUCCAUAGACAGAAACUUCACAGAGAAUAAUCUGAUCUGCUGUAUGUGCCACAAUUCAGACUCCAUUUUCAGCUCUAAGAGGAGUGCCACAGCUAGAGCAUCUGAGGAUUUCAUGCCUAAUGAGCCAACUUUUCAGACAUUGCACAUUGCAUCAGUCUCUUUCAACAGCCUUCUACUAGGAGAGAUUGUAGUUCCUGAUUGGGAUAUGUUUCAUAGCAAUCAUAGCACAGCUGAAUUCCACGGUGCAGCAAGGGCGAUAGGAGGCUGCCCGGUGUAUGUUAGUGAUAAGCCGGGAAAGCACAAUUUCAAGAUCCUGAGGAAGCUCGUUCUGCCUGAUGGAUCUGUGCUUCGGGCUAGAUAUGCAGGCAGGCCUACCCGAGACUGCCUGUUUGUGGACCCUGUCAUGGAUGGGAAGAGCCUUCUCAAGAUAUGGAACUUGAACAAGGUGACUGGAGUGGUAGGUGCUUUCAACUGCCAAGGAGCCGGGUCUUGGCCUAUGAAAGCGUCUGAACCGGUCGAGACAUCUGCCCCCACGGCCACUUCUAUCUCCGGCCGUGUAGGUCCAAACGAUGUAGAGUUUCUUGAAGAAAUUGUUGGGGAAAACUGGUUAGGAGACUCGGUUGUGUAUGCAUUUAACUCUGGAACAAUUUCUAGAGUGGCAAAGGGUGAAACUAUUGAUGUGUCAUUAGGCCUAUUACAAUGUGAAAUCUUCACCAUCUCACCAAUAAAGACACUCAAAGGUAGCAUUGAGUUUGCUCCCAUUGGCUUGAUCAACAUGUACAACUCCGGUGGAGCAAUCGAAGAAUGUGCGGUCGUUGGUGACGGAGAAAGAAUAAUGAUCAAAGCAAGAGGAUGUGGAUUAUUUGGAGGGUAUUGCAGCAUCAAACCAAGUUCUUGCAAGGUUAACAAGAAGGAUGAGGAGUUCACAUACAACUCUGAGAAUGGACUAUUCACAGUCUAUCUUCAUAGUGAUGGCAGUUUCAAGGAGAUUGAAAUUGUAUUUUAACACUAUCAUAAGUGAUCCAAGUAUCAAUAACGCUUCUUUUUUCUCUAUUAAAAAACAAAUUAGAAACAAAGUUUCGAAGUGCCAA